Messenger RNA from Vidua macroura (Pin-tailed whydah), 2322 nucleotides. RefSeq names its product basic proline-rich protein-like. The record is from RefSeq and is a predicted model, not a curated record. Gene Ontology annotation, biological process: response to bacterium. NCBI's taxonomy places the organism in Eukaryota, Metazoa, Chordata, Aves, Passeriformes, Viduidae.
AUGCGGCGCUGUCGGGGCGCGGGGCUGGCGGCGCUGGCCGUGCUGCUGCUCGUGGCUGCGGUCAGAGCCCAGAUACAGCAAGAGCCAUUCCUGGAGAUUGUCGAGGGCAGCAGCAUCACCAUCAAGUGCUCACACCCCAAUAUCCGGACAGGCGAUUUCAUCCACUUCUACCGUCAGCUGCCAGGCCAAAGGCCUGAACUCGUGGCGGUCACUGCUAAAGCACCCAAGGAGGUGCGAGCCCCUGAAGGGCGCCUGUCGGUGUCGGCAGACCGGCGUUCGAGUGCGCUGUGGCUCGGUCGGCCCCGGCGCGGGGACGCGGCCGUGUAUUACUGCGCGCUGGGGGCCCGGGCAGAGGAGCCGGGGCUGCGGCCGGGCACGAACCGCCGCGGGCGGGGCCGGCCGGGGCCAGCAGGGGGCGCUGCCGCUCCGCCCGCCGGGGCCGCCUCGCCCCGCUCGGCCCGGGAUCCCGGGGCGCUGCCGCCACCGGCACCGGCACCGCCACCGACACCUGCACUGACACCAGCACCGGCACCGAGUCACCGACCAGCUUGGAGUCACCGACCUCCCUCAGCCCCUCUUCUCAGCACUGGUUUCAUGAGCCCCAGCUGCCUGAUCUCCCUAGCACGAAUCCCAUCCAAUCCCAAAGACUUGUGAGCAUCUACAUCCCUUAGCAAAUCUUUAAGUUCCUCCGUCUGGAUAACAGGAGUUCCGUGCUGCUUACCUUCCCUGUCUCCUAGAUCAGGAGCCCAGUUGUCCUGAUGAUCAUCAAUCCCACUCCUGAAGACUGAGGCAAAGAAGGUGUUAAGCACCUCAGCCGUACCCUCCUCUUAGGUGAAAAGGUGUCCAGUGAAGAACGGUGAUUGUCCUCGGUCCUCGUUAAUGUAUUUGUAAAAACACUCUUUAUUACCCCUUACAGAAUUGGCCAGAUCAAGUUCGAACUGAGCUUGGUCCUCUCUACUUUUCUUUCUGCAUGACCUAAUGACAUCCUCCAACUCUUCCUGAGCUGCCUGCCCUUUUUCCGAUAUUGAGACACCCUCUUUUUAUUCCCUGAGUUCCUGGGAAUGCUCCCUUCUCAACCAGGCAGGUCUUCUCCUCCACCUCCUCAUCUUUUGGCACGUAGGGCCAGGCUGCUCCUGUGCAUUCAAGAUUGCUUUCAUUAAGUAUAUCCAGUCUUCCGGAGCCCCUUUCUUUUAAGGGGCUGCUUCCCAAGGGACGGUCCAAAUCAGUUUCCUGAACAGGCCAAAGUCCACAGUACAGGUUUUGUUGAUUUCCCUUCCUCUAAAUACUAUUGAAAACCGUAACAUUUCAUAGUUGCUGUGCCCAAAAUGGCCCCAGCCACCACAUCUCCCACCAGCACUCCUCUGGUUGUAAACAGCAGGUCUUCUGGGGCCCCACCCUUGGUAGGCUCCCUUUUACUUCGACAGCUUGGAGAGCAUCUGCAGGGGGGGAAUGAUUGCAGAGAGACCAGGCCUGAAUGCAGCAGAGAGAUUUAAUGAGUCACAAAGACAGAGAGAAACUGACUGCAAGUGCACAACAGCACUGCUGCCAGCCCGGGCCCAUCUGACCGUCCGUCCUCCUUGGCAGUGGAGAGGUGUAAGAGGCUGUCUGAAGCCCCCACAUUUGCCUACUGAUUGCCACGAGGAGAAACCCCUUCCCCCCACUACAGUUCCGGCUUGGAGGGAGCAGCAGUGCAGGUGCAACUGCUGUACCUUAGGUUAGCUGUUCUGAACUAGGCCUUGGCAAGGAGUUGGCAAGGACCUGGCAUGGAGCCAGCAAGGAACGGCCUAUUGCAUAUUCACCCACUCUCCACCUUUUAAGCUGAAUGAACUUUUGGGGUGACUCUAGUGGUCUCUCACUGAAGACCCCUCAUCUGCCUCGUUACCACUGUGACUGACGGACGGAGAUCGAAAACCCUCCUCCUAAGGACUGAGACUGAGACCCCUACCACAGGGAGUGGGGAAGCCACUAAUGACAUGACCUGUUCUUCUUCAGUGAUUCCAAUGGACUUAUUCUUCAUUGUGUUCGUCCUGCCUUGGUGCUUUCAGUGGACUCACCUGUUCCCCCGCAGCAAUCACAAUAGACUCUCAUUGUCCUGCAUGUUCCCCCCUUUUCCCUCUGUGGACUAUAACUGGACACCUGAGUUGACCAGAACUUCGAAGACUCCCCCGACACGACAGACGGAUCCUCAUCUUCCAGACCACUGAGGAUCUCGCCUGUGUUGGUAGCUAUUCCAAUCCCCCUGCUCUCUCUCUCUCUAUCCUUUUAUUUCCUUUCUCUUCCCCCACUAUCGCAUUUUCUGUUUUGGCCCCUAAUAAAGGAUUU